Danio aesculapii is the source of this 4162-nucleotide messenger RNA. It is a transcript of the gene sap130a, whose product is annotated as Sin3A-associated protein a. Lineage: Eukaryota; Metazoa; Chordata; Actinopteri; Cypriniformes; Danionidae. The transcript is spliced from 21 exons. The coding region runs from base 4 to 3222 and encodes 1072 amino acids. Gene Ontology annotation, biological process: negative regulation of transcription by RNA polymerase II. The record is from RefSeq and is a predicted model, not a curated record. Gene Ontology annotation, cellular component: Sin3-type complex.
UUGAUGCAUAUUUCACACUAUGUUGUGGGAAUAGCUUCAGAUAUACGACAGAAGAUGAGUUCUCAGCAGUUUCCUCGAGCUGCUCUGCCUCCCUCUGCUGCUGCUCCUGCUGCACCGGGUCAGGCUUCUGCAGAUAGCAGCGGUGCAGGAACACAUUCAGUAGGCAGUGAGGACAGCAGCCGUGAAGUGGAUCACCCUCAGGAUCCUCCAUUGGGCAGUAGCAGUGGCAGCACAGGUGGACUUGCUUCAUUUCGUGAUGAUAAGCAGGAGACGGUGGUGGUCAGACCUUACCCGCAAGUCCAAGCUCCUGGCCAGCCUCCUGCUCUGCCCCAGCAUGUGCCGAUUCAGCCCAGCCCUCCGGUGACUCUGGCCACCCCAUCAGUCCAUUUACUGCAGGGCCAGCAACAAAGUCUCACUGAAGGCACAGUAAAGGCCCUGAAGCCACCAAUGCCCAGUCGUCUCAUAGCACCUGCUCCGGCAGUGAGCCAAGGACAUAUUCCUGUUCCAGCCAAAGUGUCUGGACACAUCACUGUUCCCCUCGAGAGCAGCAUCGCUCCAGCCUCAAUACCAGUGGCAACCAUCAGUGGUCAGCAGGGACAGAGUAACCUGCAUCAGCUAAUGGCCACUAAUGUGCAGAUCUUCAGGGGCAGUGCACCACUACAGAUUGGAGCUCCUGCUACUCCACACACCUUUACCUCCCAUCUGCCCAGAGGCGCAGCUGCUGCAGCUGUCAUGUCCAGCACUAAAGGCCCUAAUGUUCUCAGACCAGCGGGAGGAGGCAGUGCAGGCCCAAGCCAACCUGCAGCUGUGCAGCACAUUAUACAUCAGCCUAUUCAGUCUCGUUCUUUGGUGACCACAUCAACUGCUGUUCUACCCACAAUGGUUGCGCCAAUCCCAGCUGCUCGAACCCAGUCCCCGGUCAUCAACACCACUGUCACACACGCUACAGAGAUGGUUCAUGGGCGGCCAGUGGCCAUUCACCCUCCACCAACUACCAUCAACAUACAGCGUCCACCAACGCCCCGGGACACUGCAACUCGCAUCACCCUACCCUCACACCCAGCUAUAGGAGGCCAGAAGGCUCAGCCCCCUCAUACCGUCACACAAAAGCCAAUCUUCAACACUGUGACCCCUGUUGCUGCUGCCACUGUUGCUCCCAUCUUGGCUACCAACACAGUUCCUUCAGCCACUACUACAGGCUCUGCUUCGCAUACCCAAAUGACCAGUAGCACUAUUGUCACCAUGACAAUGGCUUCACACUCCUCUCAUGCUACAGCUGUGACCACCUCUGCCAUCCCUGUCGCUAAAGUUGUUCCUCAACCGAUUGCCCACACAUCACAUUCACCACGCAUCCAGCAGGAGUACUCCGGUGAAAGGCCCAACCUGAUUCCGAUCUCAGGUCAUCGUUCUUCUCCAAACCCUGUCACAAUGGAGGCUCGCAGUGAUAACAGACCAUCAGUGCCAGUGCAGUUUCAGUACUUUUUACCCACAUACCCUUCACCCUCAUACCCCCUGAGCCACACCUACACCCCCAUCACCAGCUCUGUCUCCACCAUCAGACCCUACCCAGUCACGGCUCCAGCUCAGAGCUCGGCUCUUCCUGCUCAAGCUGGUGUGGGAGUCGCCACCACAAUGCACUUGAACCAAAUGCAGCUGAUGGCACUGCCAUCUGCCCAAAUCAGCACCCAGAACAUCCAGCCAGCCUCUAUGACUGCUCAGGGCAUUCAGCCUGCACCAAUAGGAGUGCAAGGGCUGCAUGCCGCCACACCAAUCAGCACGCAGAGUGUACAGCAGGCUCCGGUCACCACACAACAGCCUCAGUCAGAAGCAAAACCAGCAGGUGUUGUUUUGGCUGAAAGUCCUUCUUUUGUCACCAAUCCAAUUGGAAGCACUUUUAGUGGCACUCAACCAGUCACUACCAUUGUGCAGACUCACACGGGCACAGGUGCACCCACACUUGUGUCCUCCCCUCGACCCAGCAUCCUUCGCAAAAAACCUAUAACUGAAGGGGCAGUGCGUAAAUGUCUGAUCCAAGCGCAGCCGAGUGAGCCUAACGCUGGCCGAGUGGAUAGUGGGAUAAGGCUGUCGGGAUCCCCUCGCCCUGCGGGCGUGAAGCCCAAACCUGAUGUUCAUGUUGCAAUGGCGCCUCCAGUGAUGGCAGCUGUGGAGGCUCUGGUGGGUCAUAUUGGUGAGCAGCAGACUCUGUCCACUCCUGUUCAGCAUCAUUCACAGGCCAUUCCCACCCUUCUGGCUCCACCUGCUCCAGCACCUCCCUCUCAGCCCACUGCUGUUCUUUCAGCCCUGCCCGCAACCAUGGCCGUCACUCCACCUGUGCCUGCCUCCAUGGCCAAUGCAGUGGCCUCUCCAACCCAACCAGCGGCCAGCAGUACAGCUGCUCUGAGCUCUACGCUUCCAGAGGUUAAAAUCAAACAGGAGGCCGAACCAAUGGACACCUCACAAGCAGUACCUUUAGCUCCUUCCUCGACGGGUCCAGCUCCAUCCCUCUCCUCGCAGUCCUCGGCUCUGACUGUAUCUGCUCAACCUGGAGAGCUCCUGCCUGGUGCCUCUCCAAGGAAGAAACCCCGGAAACAGCAGCAUGUGAUCUCCACUGAGGAGACGGAGAUGGUGGAGACCAACAGCACAGAUGAAGAGAGAGCUAGCAGUCGAGCUCCAGGAAACAGGCCGGAGAGACAUGAGUCUCCACCUAGGGAAUAUGUUGAUGAGGAUGGUGUUCGUUAUGUUCCGGUGCGUCCCAGACCUCCUCACACUCACCUUCGCCAGUACCGAAACCCAUGGAAAGCUGCAUAUCACCACUUCCAGAGAUACAGCGACAUCAGAGUCAAAGAGGAGAAGAAAGGAAGCCUUCAGGACAUGGCCAAUCAGAGAGGAGUAGCCUGUCGUGCUCAGGGCUGGAAAGUGCAUCUGUGUGCCGCACAGCUGCUGCAGCUGUCUAACCUGGAGCAUGAUGUGUACAGCCGGUUGACCACCCUGCAGGAAGGGCUCAUCCCAAAGAAGAGAGCUGGAGCUGAUGAUGACUUGCACCGCAUCAAUGAGCUCAUACAGGGUAACAUGCAGCGCUGCAAGCUUGUGAUGGAUCAGGUCACUGAAGCUCGCGACACCAUGAUGAAAGUGCUGGAUCAUAAAGACAGAGUUCUCAAGCUGCUCAACAAGAACGGAACCCCCAAGAAGAGCUCCAAAUUAAAGCGCAAAGAGCGGGCAUAAAUGCCAAACCAUGCUCUCUUCUCCUUCAGCGUAGUCCAACACCGGAAAGCUGGACUUAUCAGGUUGCUGUGCACAAUCAUCUACUUUUCUUUUAACAGUCUCAAAGAGAAAGAUAGACCUUCGUAAACCAUCAAACCAUUUUUAUAGGAACUGCUGCUUACUGUGGACUGCCAGACUGUCCAUUGGACGUGAGGCAGCCUGGAUAACCGAUGCUUUCUUUCGAUUUAUUUUUUUUCCCCUGAAGAAUUUUUCAUUUUAAAAGAACAUUGUGUUGACUUAUUAUUAUUUUUUUUUAUCUGUAUGGCAACACUUUUAUUGUAGGGGACUUUAAAGAUCAGAAAGGUCAUGUUUGUUAGAUGUUAUGUCUGCAUUUAGUCGGAUUCACAACAGUACUUGGUGCACACACUUAAAAUAAUGUGUGAACUUUCCAUGUUUGGUGCCUUGUAACAUGGAUGAUUCUUUUUCUUACGUUAAACACAAAAGUUAAAGAGGAAGACUCCCACAAAAGUCAACAAAUUGAGUCCAGGAUAAAAAAAAAAAAUCAAUCAAAGCUAAUAGUCUUGUACUAACCAGAUAUUAUGCCCUCUAACCGUUCUAGCUAGUAUUUUCUUUUUAUAUCACUGUAAACAUUCAAGCGCUCUAGUGACUGAUGAUAGUACAAAGCAGUGAAAUAUGUGUACUUGAAAGAAUCAGUAUAAUUAUGUGAAUUUAUAUUAUAAGAACGUCCGGAUUGUUUUAUGUCUCAAUGUGAGAAGAUUGUUGUUAAUGGAAGUGACGUGGUUUUCACUGUCCUGUUUGUGCUGUUUCACAGACUUUAAGUGAAUGUUGUUCUGCAUUUGAAUAAUAAUUUGGCUAUUUUGUACAUUUUCUUUUUCAUUCUUUGACUUUUUCUGUGUACUUUAUUAUGUGCUAUUGCAGUAAAACUGGAUACAUUUACAAA